This is a messenger RNA of Hemicordylus capensis (graceful crag lizard), 2487 nucleotides long. RefSeq names its product interferon-induced protein 44-like. The transcript is spliced from 9 exons. The record is from RefSeq and is a predicted model, not a curated record. Lineage: Eukaryota; Metazoa; Chordata; Lepidosauria; Squamata; Cordylidae. Bases 192 to 1607 code for a protein of 471 amino acids. Gene Ontology annotation, molecular function: GTP binding.
AGGAGGGCGUGACAAAGAAAAACGGGAGGAUCUGUUACACCGGCAGAGUAAGAAACGCGCGAAAGCAAUUUAUAUAGCAGAGCACACAACUGCACGGAAAAAAGCAAUCUCGGUGAAAGUUCCAGAGCUCUAUCAUUGCAUGGAUCAUCUUUGAGAGAACAUUUAACAAUUCAGAUACAGUCAGAUUAAGAAUGGCUGAAGUGAAAUCUCGCCUAACCAGAGAAGAGCAACAGCAGCUGCUGCGUUUGUUGGGAAGCAAGCACAUUAGUUUGCUCUAUAAGGCAAGCAUUCAUGGUUAUGCUGCCCAAACCUUUCAUAACAUAUGCAACCGCCAAGGCCCAACUGUAGUAGUGGCCUACAAUGGAAGUGGUUACAUUUUUGGAGGCUUUACUGCGCAUAGUUAUACGUCAUCUGGAACAUAUAUCAAUGAUGACAGAGCUUUCCUCUUUAGACUGAAAGGGAAAGAGUCCAGUCCACUAAAAAUCCCAGUAAAGGUUUCCCAAAAUGCAGUAUGUGAUAAUGCUACAUAUGGUCCUUAUUUUGGAGCUGGAUCACUUAUAUUCUUGUCACAAAAUAGAGCAGAAGUAGCUACAAACACUAACACUGCCACCUACUCAUUCUGUGCUGAAGAUUUACACGGAAAUGACCAGGGCCUUCUGGAAUGUGAAGUAUAUCGAGUUGAUGAUGUUGGUCAUUUUAUGGAAGUUCCCUGGAGAAAGAUCGGAUGGACAGCUGGGGAAAGAAAUAAACUGAUGGAAGAAAUAACAACUUACAAGCCCUCCUUGAAAUCCGUGCCACAGCUUCGGGUUCUGUUUCUUGGCCCAGUUGGAGCUGGGAAGUCCAGCUUUUUCAACUCUGUGAAUUCCAUUUUUCGGGGCUAUGUAAUAAGUCAAGCUACUGCAGGAUCGGAUGCCAAAAGUGUGACAACGCAGUAUAGGUCCUAUGGAGUUAAAUAUGGACGUAAUGGAAAGCUGCUUCCCAUCCUUUUCUGUGAUACUAUGGGACUAGAAGAAAAACAAGGAGCUGGUUUGGAGAUGAAUGACGUGUCCAAUACAUUAAAAGGCCAUGUUCCUGAUAGGUAUCAGUUUAAUCCAUAUGCUGGUAUGCAACCAAAUGUGCCAGGCUACAUCAAGAACCCGUCUCUGAAAGACCAAAUUCAUUGUGUUGUAUUUGUUCUCGAUGGCUCCAAAAUUGAGAUUCUCCCAGAGGAACUAGAAGAAAAGCUGAGAGAAGUUCGACGGCAAAGCAAACAAGCAAAUGAGUUUGAUGUGCCACAGCUGGUUAUAUUAACGAAAGUGGAUGAAAUUUGCCCCCGUCUUCUGGAAGAUAUUUCAGAGGUGUACAAAAGCAAGGCUGUUGAGAAGCAGAUGCAGUUAACAGCAGAAAGACUUGGCAUCCCACUGUCUCAAAUUGUUCCUGUUAAAAAUUACCAUUCAGAGCUGGACCUUAGAGAUGAUGUCGAUAUCCUGAUACUCAUGGCAGUGAGGCAGAUGCUGCGCCUCUCGGAAAGCUACUUUGACAAUUUUCCUCUCGAUGAAAGUACUGUGGUGAAUGCUAAGGAGAGGAGAAUGAAUAAUCUUUCCAUGAAGAAUGAAUUAUCUGAAUAGAUCUGUUUAUUGAGGCCAGUUACUGUAUAUUUCUCUUUUUUGUUUUAGAUCUCUGAUAUGUAAUCAUGAGCAGGUACCACUCUGUUAAAGUACAGAACUUAUACGUUUCCUAAUUUCCUAGUCCUGGCUAUGCUGUUCAUUCUUCAUAGAGUCUGUCUGUUAAUUUUGAUCCUUGCUCUGAUUGACCUUUGAAUGGGCAGAUUUUGUCCCCUCAUCAGUGCUGAGGUCUUUUGUUUUAUUGUAUUGUCACCAGAGGAAGCUGGAUGAUGAAAGUUUGCUGAAAGAUCCGUUCCUUUAUUGCCUCAGUAGGCUUUUUGUAUAAUCAAACUCCAAACCCAAGCUUAAAAGUUUUAUUCAAAGACUUCAGACAUUUAUGUAGACUGGUAAAUGUAUAGCAAAAGAUACAUAAAAUGAUAGGUGUGUGGCAAAAAAAUACAUUAAAAUAUAAGCAUAAGCAAAAUUAUAACAUUCUAACAAGCAUAAGAUGUGUGGCCCUAAAUGGCUUGGGCCCAGAAGAAGAGCUCCUUCUGUUUCAGGAUCCCUGCCGCUUAUUAAUAUUUUUGGGAGAGGUCCGCCUGUGGCUUGUCUGGUGACAACUCAGGGUCCUUUUCUAUAGCUGCGCCAAGACUCUGGAACCAACUCCCUAUUUUUGUAAGAACUUCCCCAUCUCUAACAGGUUUCAAAAGAGCACUCAAGAUGCAUCUAUUCCACCAAGCUUUUGAUCAGCUGUAAGCUGUUUCUUAUGGUUGUUAUUGUUCAAUUGGUUAAACUGUUUUAAUGUUUGGUUUUAAUUCUGGUUUUAUUGUUUUUCUUGUAAACUGCCAUGAGACAUUUGUAUGAGUUGGCAUAUAAAUGUAAUAAAACAAACAAAGCAAAAUAA